Trypanosoma rangeli is the source of this 3276-nucleotide messenger RNA. RefSeq lists its product as uncharacterized. Bases 1 to 3276 code for a protein of 1091 amino acids. Lineage: Eukaryota; Euglenozoa; Kinetoplastea; Trypanosomatida; Trypanosomatidae. The transcript has a single exon. Gene Ontology annotation, cellular component: GARP complex. Gene Ontology annotation, biological process: Golgi to vacuole transport; retrograde transport, endosome to Golgi. The record is from RefSeq and is a predicted model, not a curated record. Gene Ontology annotation, molecular function: syntaxin binding.
AUGUCAUCAAGGCGAGACGAUGACGUUGCGCCGUUGCGAAUACACGAGAGUCCGCAUGACGCUGCAGCAAUGCUCUGUGCCUUUCUUAUGGCGAGGCGCGGUUGGAGCCCUUCUCGCAUUGCUCUAACGUUGGGUAUUCCACCCCUUGUGCUUGAGGAAUGCAUCCGCAACGGCGUUUCCUCAGCGGCACUUCGCUCGCAGCUGGCACUCUGGAUUGCUGAGAACAACGAGGAAUCGUUACCAUCAUCACUGGUGAAGGAGGUUGUUGAGGCGGCGUCUUCGUCGUCUGCUGGUGCGUUGGAAUAUCAGCAGGACGAUGGCUCAUUUUCCGCCCUUGACCCUGUCACACAGUCAUAUUUUGUCGAACUGGAAUUGAGCGUCGGCCAGAGCUUUAUUUCCAUCUUGAAUGACCCCCACGAUGUGGCAGAGACCACCUCUAAUUGGGGCUUUUGGCUUGGAAGUGUCAUGUCGGGCGCUUUGGAUCGUAAUGCCCAGACAAAACACUCUGAGACGGCUGUAAGUCUGGGACCGUCUUCGUUUUCGUCAUUAUCGUCUGAGACACUGCUUGCACGCUAUGAUUUGCAGGAAGACUACUCUUCCUACCUUCAGCUUGUUACCGCACCGUACAAUAGUAAUCGGGAAGAAGGUCGGCAAGCACCGGUGAUGACGGAUACAAAUGCGCGGCUUGAUCUUGCCAACAUUUCUCUUUCCACGGAAAAUCUUCCGUGGCCAAGCGGUGUUCCAAAAGAGUUUUUUGGUUCCGCUUAUGAUUCGGAUGGUGAGGUUUGCUUGCUGGAGCGUAACCUGCGGAAACUCAGAGGCGACUGUAAAGUUGAGGACGAGAUUGACGCUUCCGUUAAUGCACAAACAUUUGGGGAUGAUUUUGAGUUGAUGGAGUCUCGAAUGAAGAAGCUUCGUCAGUGGGAAAGCGAAGUGGAAAGAUGUCUUUUGAAGCAUGUCCAAAGUCGCUCAGAGCAGUUUUUUGCGGCCUCCCAUGAGUUUAGGGACCGGGCUGCGGAGGCAAAAGAGACCCUUGAGGGUCUCCGGCAAACACGGGCGGGAAUUGGAGCCUUUGGUGAGGGACUGGUUCGAGAAAUGCUUAUGGUCGCACGGUGUUAUCGAAGCAGGAAUAACCUUGGCUCUUUGUGUAAUCUGGCGGAAAUGGUAGUGACGGUUUCUUCUCAAAUUAUAGCCAUUGAAAAUUGGGUGGCACUUCCCGAACGGGACAUGAUGGAACUGCCAGUCAUUGUUGACGUCUUUUACACGGUGCAGGAGGCACUUUUAACGGAGCACGGAAAUGGAACUUCUUCUAGAGGUAUUGCUGCUGUUGAGGCGGGGUGGAUCACAAAAGUGUCCGCACUGAAGGCUGUUCCACGUCGCGUGUUGCAUGUGAAGGAGAAACUUUGCAUGAUAAUUGUAGAAGAGUUGGAGACGAUUCUUCUUCCGGCGCAGCGCGUGGUUGUGGACGAUAGUCACAUCAAUAGGACAUUUAUUUCCGUGCAUAGAAUGGGAAUAUGGCAUACCGCUAUACGACAAUGCAGGGAUGUUCUUACAGAUGCACUGUGGAUGACAGUUCGUGAAACCUUUAUAGCCUUUAUUAUGAGUAAUUGUAAACUUAGUGACUCUGAAGCCAAUAAUCUUCUUUCCACCGCUGUUUCAGCUGAUGCAUCCCGUGAAGAGAAAUUGUUUUUUUUAAAACAUUCCAACACCUGUCGCUUUGCCGUCUACAUGCAGUUAAUAGGCCUUAUUUCGGAUCACGUGAUUGACUUUGUCACUCAAGCUGGCCAGCGAUGGGGGCUUCUUCUUGUGGAGGUUGCUCCCGCAUCCUCUGCCGCAAGUGCUGAAAAAGUGAGUGUAGAAGACACACGACACUACUUCUCGUCAUUGUGUGCAGCUGCGGAGAGUAUUAUCGCUCUUCUGCUAGAGGUGCGAAGUCACGACGGGAAGACGCCGACAAAUGCUCGUGAUCUCGAGGGGCUUGUUUCUAUGGGUUGUGCUUUUCUACCUAACAUUGUGAGUAACUUACAGGGCGUUUUGGCAAUCUGUGGCAACAUUGGUGAUCCAUGGGGGUUCGUAUCCGGAAAGCGAAUUAAGUCAGCUGUGACGCGGCUGGCAAAGGAGCACCUCCGAGUGCACCACGCGGAGAGUAUUGAGAAGUUACGUGUGACCAUUGAGAAUGAAACGUGGCUGCCGGAGGUUGUUGACCCUGCCUUUCAAUUCUCCGUGGAUACGCUUUGCCGAAGUGACGAUACAGCUAUUGAGGAACUUCGGGCACGCGCCGUGUUCACUGAGGUUAUGGGUGAGAACGGGGUUCGCCACCCUAUGGCACCAACGAUCACAAGAAAAGCAACAGCUACGACUGCAGUGACGGGGGUGGUAGCCGCUUUGGGGCCGUCUGCAUCGUCCUCCAAGCCUUUGGAAACGUGCGAUACUUGUGCAAAGAAAUUGAUUCUGCUUCCAACUGUGGAUGGUCGUACGGAGGGUCGGGUGGUGAGUAGGUCGCUUUUGAUGCUGAUUGAGUUGUUGCACGAAUGCGACGACUACUUGGGUCGGUUUCCCUUUCUUGCCUUUGAUGUGAUGGGAAAAAUGUAUGACCUCUUCACGCUUUACGAUUCGCGGUCUGCAGCCCUCCUCCUUGGUGCAAUGGCUGUGGAAAACGGUGUGCUGCAGACGAUAACAACACAAAAUAUGGCUGUUGCGUCGCAGAAUCUGGCUUUUUUGUGUGAUGGCAUUCCGCUUAUGCAGAAGCGUUGGCUUCGUGCAGCAACUGUUGAUAAGUUAUCACCGGCCAUCGUUGAGGACAUAAAGCGAGUUCGCAAGGACUGCGCGACACACCGGUGUGAGCUUUUUGGAAGGAUAUCGGACGUAGUCAAGGAUAAAAUUGAUGGACUUGGGACCGUCUCCGAGAAGCAGUGGAAAAUGUCUGGUAAUGAGUGGGUAAUGGCGAUGCUUCGAGAGACAGCGCGUUUAAUGCGAGCAAUGAAGCCGCUUUUGCCUGUCGAGGAUUGUCGCGGGGUUGUAGUGCCUCUUCUUGGCACAUUUGCUCGAAUGAUUCGUUCUGUUACGAUGUCUCCGGCGGUGGAUACGGACCUCCGAGCGGUGAUGCUGUCGGAUGUACUACUUUUCAAGGCAAAUGUGGAGAGGUUUGGUUUUGAUGUUUUGAGAUGUGCAAUGUUAUUUAACUCGGAAGCGGAGGCGAUGACGGCAUCGGUUGAGCCAUCCGCAUCGGAGGCGGAUGUUGUCGCCUGGUUUUUCAGUGAUGAAAGAGGGCAGUGA